UCCCUGCAUUCAACGCGUAUCGCGUACCGCCUAUCGUCGUAUCGUCGUAUCGUAUCGUGUUUUAUUUUGCUCCUCAUGCCCCAGGCGAAGACGGAUGAAUAGCUUCAGCUGGCGGCUCUUUAUAUUUCGUGGUGUGUCAAAGAAACCAAAACAGUUAUCAGUUAUUCAGAGCGAAAUUAGAAAUUAGUUGAAACAAGUGCAAGCAACUCCCAUUUGGUGGGCAGGCUCCGUUCAACUGAUAAACAAUACUCCAUAAGACGUUCAAUAGUGAGACCCACCCGGCUCCGGAAUACACAAUAAUCAGCAGUGAAUACUGUGCUUUAGUGCGAAAUUGCCCGGGAUUGGAUCAGCCAAAAGGAUAACCAGACUAAGACCCCAGUGGCCAGACACAAACACGUAACUGCCACCAAGUCGAUCUGUGUCGAAAGCGGGAGAGAGCCAGCGAUAGUCGCGACGUAACCGUUACGCUUAGGUGCAAGCCCCGGUGCAGCAUUAGCUAAUUUGCCCCAUUUCGUGUCUGAGUAUCUGAGUGUCUGAGCGCGAGUGUGCGUUGCCUGUUGACUGUGACUGUGACUGUGAGAGUGAGUGCUUUUUGCAUCUUCGAUCUGCGAGUGCCACUGGAACCCCUCCGCCUCUGCGAUGCGGGCAAGCGACUUUGCUUGCGGCCGCCUGCUGGUGGCCCUGCUCUUGCACUGCCUAGUGGCUCUGCAGGUCUGCGGUAGGGCCGGUGCCUUCACCCUCCUCUCGCCCUUCAGCUACAGCUCGCUGAGCUUCAAGAACCUCCUCAACUCGGUGCUGCUCUCGAGCAACGCGAACCUGGCCGGCGGGGGCAGGAACCUCAAGUCCGACGUGCUCGAGGACGCAUCCCUCAUAACGCCCAAAUUAAUACGCAAAUAUGGCUAUCCAUCGGAGACACACACCGUGGUAACGAAGGACGGCUAUAUCCUGGAAAUGCACCGCAUCCCAAAGAAAGGCGCCCAGCCAGUGCUGCUGAUGCACGGCAUACUGGACACUUCGGCUACGUGGGUACUGAUGGGUCCCAAGUCGGGAUUGGGUUACAUGCUCUCCGACUUGGGCUACGACGUCUGGAUGGGCAACUCACGAGGCAACCGGUACUCGAAGAACCACACUAGCCUUAACAGCGACUACCAGGAGUUCUGGGACUUCACCUUCCACGAGAUGGGAAAGUACGAUCUGCCGGCGAACAUCGACUACAUCCUCAGCAAGACGGGCUACGAGCAGCUGCACUACGUCGGCCACUCCCAGGGCACGGCCAUCUUCUGGGUGCUCUGCUCGGAGCAGCCCUCGUACACGCAGAAAAUCACCUCGAUGCACGCCCUGGCCCCCAUCGCCUACAUCCACGACAUGAAGAGUCCCCUCUUCCGGACCCUGGUUCUGUUUCUGGACUUUCUAACAGCCGCCACACGAAUGCUGCGCAUCACGGAGUUCAUGCCCAACACAAAAUUCCUGGUGGACCACAGCCAGGUUGUUUGCCACGACAAUGCCAUGACGCAGGACGUCUGCUCCAAUAUCCUAUUUCUGGUGGCCGGCUACAACUCGGAGCAGCUGAACAAAACCAUGCUACCCGUGAUGCUGAGCCACACGCCCUCUGGCGCCUCCAUCAAGCAGCUGGAGCACUUUGGCCAGCUGAUGAAGUCCGGGCACUUCCGCAAGUUCGACCGGGGCUACCUGCGGAACCAGUUGGAGUACAACCGGAUCACGCCGCCGGACUACGACCUGUCGAGGGUGAAGGUUCCAGUGGCCCUGUACUACUCGGUGAACGACCUGCUGGUGUCCACCACAGGGGUGGACCGCCUGGCCAGGGAGCUGCCCAACGUGAUCGACAAGUACCUGGUGCCCAUGGAGCGCUUCAACCACCUGGACUUCUUGUGGGCCAUCGACGUGAAGCCCCUGGUCUACAAUCGGCUAGUGAGGAACAUCCGGCGGGUCGAGAACCACAAGGCAAAGCUGACGGCCAAUCUGGCCAGCUUCUUGGCCAUGCAGCUGCAGCGGCAGCAGCUGCAGAACCAAAUCCAAUUGCAGAUGUCGCAGCUUCCACCCAACGUCCACCUCCCCCACGGCCUCGGCAUGGAACUGAUCGCGAGCGUAGCGGCCACCGCACCGACGACAGCAGCCCCAGCCACAGCCACCACCACAACUGCUCUGGACACGACCACAUCCGUGGGGGACGAGCUGCAGGUCGGAUCUACCAGCACCACAUCGGAACUAUACGCGUGACUCUGACGGCCAGCAACGCUCUCACUCGCUCCAAUUUCAUAUGACUGUGAUGACAUUUUAACAAUUUACGCUGCAAUCAAUCGCACCUUCUCGGUCCCCGGCCGCAGGGACCCCGAUCCAUCCACUCAGGCACGCCCAGUCUAGGCGCUACUCCAUUCCACCCCACUCCAAUCAUCCAAUAAACGAAACCCGAAUCACUACACCCCUCCGCCAGGCACCGACUCGAAUGCUGAAAAUGUUUAUCCACAAUUUGCGGCCAGGUUCAUUUUCAUCGCAAUUGUGCGACCCAUUUUCUUUGCGACCCUUAAUUCUUUAAUUUAUGUGUACAAAUUUAUGAGUAAUC
Molecule: messenger RNA, 2581 nt
Organism: Drosophila persimilis
Lineage: Eukaryota; Metazoa; Arthropoda; Insecta; Diptera; Drosophilidae
Product: lipase 3
Exons: 5
Coding region: 640-2238 (532 amino acids)
Biological process (GO): lipid metabolic process
Source: RefSeq, a predicted model, not a curated record